Messenger RNA from Triticum dicoccoides, 1817 nucleotides. RefSeq names its product guanosine nucleotide diphosphate dissociation inhibitor 1-like. The record is from RefSeq and is a predicted model, not a curated record. Gene Ontology annotation, cellular component: cytoplasm. NCBI's taxonomy places the organism in Eukaryota, Viridiplantae, Streptophyta, Magnoliopsida, Poales, Poaceae. Bases 143 to 1480 code for a protein of 445 amino acids. The transcript has 13 exons. Gene Ontology annotation, biological process: protein transport; vesicle-mediated transport; small GTPase-mediated signal transduction. Gene Ontology annotation, molecular function: Rab GDP-dissociation inhibitor activity.
AUCCAUCCCACCACUCUUUUAGCACCUGCCCCCGUUGCUUGCGUCCAACUCAACUCCACUCCUCCGCCUCCUCCUGCUCCCGCUCCCAUCUGCUGCCGCUCUGCUCGCCUGCGAUCGCCGCGGCCAGCCAGCCAGGCCCGCCAUGGACGAGGAGUACGACGUGAUCGUGCUGGGCACGGGCCUUAAGGAGUGCAUCCUCAGCGGCCUCCUCUCCGUCGACGGCCUCAAGGUUUUGCACAUGGAUAGAAAUGACUACUAUGGAGGAGAUUCCACCUCCCUCAACUUGAACCAGCUCUGGAAGAAGUUCAGGGGGGAAGAAAAACCACCGGCGCAUUUAGGUGCGAGCAGAGACUACAAUGUAGACAUGGUUCCAAAGUUUAUGAUGGCGAAUGGGACUUUGGUUCGUACUCUCAUUCACACUGAUGUGACGAAAUAUCUGUCUUUCAAAGCUGUUGAUGGAAGCUAUGUCUUCAGCAAAGGGAAGAUUCACAAGGUUCCUGCCACUGACAUGGAGGCUCUAAAAUCCCCUUUAAUGGGCUUAUUUGAGAAACGUAGAGCAAGGAACUUCUUCAUUUAUGUCCAAGAUUACAAUGAUGCUGAUCCAAGAACACAUCAAGGAUUGGACCUUACAAGGAUGACAACUAGAGAAUUGAUUGCGAAACACGGAUUGAGUGACGAUACUAUAGAUUUCAUUGGCCAUGCGCUUGCUCUUCACAGGGAUGAUCGCUACCUAAGCGAGCCAGCAAUUGACACUGUUAAAAGAAUGAAACUCUAUUCUGAGUCUCUUGCACGGUUCCAAGGAGGCUCACCUUAUAUUUACCCAUUGUAUGGGUUGGGUGAGCUGCCACAGGCUUUUGCACGUCUAAGUGCUGUUUAUGGUGGCACUUAUAUGUUAAAUAAGCCAGAGUGCAAGGUUGAAUUUGAUAUGGAGGGGAAAGUGUGUGGUGUUACAUCAGAAGGUGAAACUGCUAAGUGCAAGAAGGUUGUCUGUGAUCCUUCUUACUUGGCCAACAAGGUAAGGAAGAUUGGAAAAGUUGCACGAGCAAUUGCUAUUAUGAGCCACCCAAUUCCAAAUGCAAAUGAUUCCCACUCGAUUCAGAUUAUUUUACCACAAAAGCAACUUGGGCGCAAGUCAGACAUGUAUGUCUUCUGUUGCUCGUACACUCACAAUGUCGCGCCAAAAGGGAAGUUCAUUGCAUUUGUGUCUGCCGAAGCGGAGACUGAUAAUCCACAGUCCGAACUAAAGCCUGGAAUUGAUCUACUUGGUCCAGUAGAUGAAUUGUUUUUCGAUAUGUAUGACAGAUAUGAACCAGUCAAUGAACCUUCUCUUGAUAAUUGCUUUGUCUCACCGAGUUAUGAUGCCACUACUCACUUUGAGACGACUGUGACAGAUGUUCUUAAUAUGUACACACUGAUUACUGGAAAGACUGUUGAUCUUAGCGUUGAUCUCAGUGCUGCCAGCGCUGCAGAAGAGUACUAGAUCUCAAACCCAGCAUUUUCUUCAAGACAUACUUCCUGGAGGACGAGGAACACCACCGGAAUCCUACUGUGUGAUGGUCACGUGUGACAUCAGCUGCGUACUGCGUAGGGUUCCAGGUCCACGCCUGCUACCAGCACUAUGCGAAAUUAUUAUCUUUGGAAUGGUGCUGGGUUCCUUCAUUAACUUCCAUAUUGAUCCACUGGGUUGUAAACGUUAUUCUAUCAUAACGAUGGCUUUGACAUGUUAAUGUUCGUCUUGUCGAUGUAUUCUACAGUUAUACAUAUUGGUGUCUUGGAUGUAUUUUCCGUUUCGAGUAAGCUCAGUGUGGUUUAUUUUC